GGUGUCCAAUCUUUAGAUACCUUUUCUUUCAAGCCAUUAAACCAGGUUGUGACCCAGUGGAAUCAAUGGGGACAUUAAAGCGACUACAGAAACUGGUAUGGACCAAGAAAGGCAGGAUGCCUAGUCAAGAUGAGGUGAAACCGGCAUUAAUAAAUCUCAAAGAUGAAGAUGACACAUUGAUUUCCUUUAUGAAGUUAACUGAAUCCCAAGAAAUGAAAGCUUAUAAUGUUAAUAUAAGGAGGAAGGAGGAAAUGGAGAUUAGAUUGGAACCUCUUUCUUCAUCUGUGGGUAGAUCCAGCACUUCCAGUGGAAAGAACUUGGAAGAUAUGUUACCUCAUUAUGAGGGUGAAGGGCCAAUGUGGAACAGCUGGAACUGUCCAGAAAAUCCUCCAAGGACAUAUAUUGAUUUCCAAAUUGCCAAAGGUGGACCCUGGGGAAACCGCUUCUCCACUACUCACCAAGCAGAUCUCAAAGCUUCUUACACAGAUACGGAUCUCUUACAUUUGUGGCGCAGCAGCAGUUUUGGGCAUUUUGAUCAUUUUCGGAAUAACUCCACUUCAAAACCAGAUGAUUCAACUGAGGUACAUGAAAGAAAACCCAUAAAUGAUAAUGAAGAACAAAACAAAACUUCAACUAAUGGAGGAGCUCUGAGUAAGAAAAUGAGAGCUAUUUCAUGGACAAUGAAGAAGAAAGUGGGGAAAAAGUACAUCAAAGCCCUUUCUGAGGAAAAGGAUGGCGGUGAUGGAAAGGAUGCUCUGCCGUGUCGGAACAGUGACCCCAUGAUGGGGACCCACACAGAGAAGGUCUUGCUUAAAGCCAGUGACUCCCUGGAUAGUCUCUACAGUGGGCAGAGCUCAUCAAGUGGAAUAACAAGUUGUUCAGAUGGCACUAGUAACCGAGACAGCUUUCGCCUGGAUGAUGACAGCCCCUACUCAGGACCAUUCUGUGGCCGUGCCAGAGUACACACAGAUUUCACGCCAAGUCCCUAUGACACUGACUCCCUCAAAAUCAAAAAAGGAGACAUCAUAGACAUCAUCUGCAAAACACCAAUGGGGAUAUGGACAGGAAUGUUGAACAAUAAAGUAGGAAACUUCAAGUUUAUUUAUGUGGAUGUCAUCUCAGAAGAGGAAGCAGCCCCUAAAAAAAUAAAGACGCACAGAAGGAGUAAAAGAGAAAAACCUACGACUCUUCAAACAUUCUUAGAGAAUAUUCACCUUCAGGAAUACACCUCAACACUUUUGCUUAAUGGAUAUGAGACCCUAGAAGAUUUAAAGGAUAUAAAAGAGAGUCAUCUCAUUGAAUUAAACAUUGCAAACCCAGAAGACAGAAUGAGGUUACUAUCAGCUGCUGAAAGCCUCCUUGAUGACGAAACUAUUGAAGAAGAAGAAAAUGAAUCUGUGCCCCUUUCCUUAAGCCCAGACAUAUCCUUAAAUAAGUCACAGUUAGAUAACUGCCCAAGGGACUCUGGUUGUUAUAUCUCAUCAGAAAAUUCAGAUAAUGGCAAAGAAGAUCUGGAGUCAGAAAAUCUGCCUGACAUGGUACAGAAGAUUACUAUCACAGAGUCAAGUGACUGAAUGCACAUUCUCAACUAUAUAUCUACAGCCGUAUUCCACUUUAACUCUUCUUAUGCUUCACGAUCAACUGGAAGAGGCAGAAAGAUAUUUGUAAAUAUAACUCAAAGUU
This is a messenger RNA of Fukomys damarensis (Damara mole-rat), 1683 nucleotides long. RefSeq names its product SAM domain, SH3 domain and nuclear localization signals 1 (gene Samsn1). Gene Ontology annotation, molecular function: protein binding. The record is from RefSeq and is a predicted model, not a curated record. NCBI's taxonomy places the organism in Eukaryota, Metazoa, Chordata, Mammalia, Rodentia, Bathyergidae.